Messenger RNA from Onychomys torridus (southern grasshopper mouse), 611 nucleotides. RefSeq names its product chromosome 10 C1orf146 homolog (gene C10H1orf146). The transcript is spliced from 5 exons. Gene Ontology annotation, cellular component: chromosome. The record is from RefSeq and is a predicted model, not a curated record. Lineage: Eukaryota; Metazoa; Chordata; Mammalia; Rodentia; Cricetidae. Gene Ontology annotation, biological process: reciprocal meiotic recombination; synaptonemal complex assembly. The coding region runs from base 1 to 555 and encodes 184 amino acids.
AUGGAUGCAAGUGGAAGAAAGGGAAGAAUAAAAUGGACAACCACCAUUAUUGUCAGCUCAUCUCUUAAGACUUACGAAAUUGCAACUGCCCUAGAGAAUCGAAGCCACAAGGUUCGUUAUUCAGAUACAUUGGAAAGAGGAUCGAUUGUAUUCUCUCUCUCUGGAGCUGCAUUUUUAUUGAUGGAUGCUAAAGAAUGUCUGAUGUCAGCUGAGGAAAUAUUUCUAACCAAAAUUGACAAGUUCAUUAGCAUUCACCAGAAUAGUUUUUUGGUUCUGUUUGCCCCACUCCAUGGGCCUGAAGAAUGGAAUCUCAUGUUCAGGAUUCAGCAGAGAUUCUUAGGCAGUAACUUACGAAUACUUCCUGUACACAACACAGUAAAUGCUAUUGACCUUAUGUGCACUAUUGCUAAGACUACCUCCAAACCAACCAUAGACAGCAUCUGCUACAGAAUGAUAACAACCAAAGCUUACAUCAUAGAGCAAAGCCCUGUUUGGAGGACACUUCAAAAGAUAAAACUCAGUACUGAUUCAGUUAGUCCAGACUCAGAGUGCUGACCAUAAGUGUUCUUUUAGAAAACUAUCAAAAUAAUUAAACUUAUUAAAUUAUAAUG